Messenger RNA from Gastrolobium bilobum, 1549 nucleotides. Its product is annotated as probable LRR receptor-like serine/threonine-protein kinase At4g36180. The transcript has a single exon. The record is from RefSeq and is a predicted model, not a curated record. The coding region runs from base 266 to 1522 and encodes 418 amino acids. Gene Ontology annotation, molecular function: protein binding. NCBI's taxonomy places the organism in Eukaryota, Viridiplantae, Streptophyta, Magnoliopsida, Fabales, Fabaceae.
UGCUGCAUCGGAUAAGCGUCUUAGAUCUGCCCGUGAAGCCACUCAUCAAAAAAAUCUCUGACUCCUGUGAGUGGGGAAAGAGAGCUACGCUACGCAUCAUAAAAGUUACCUUUGCUCCACUUUCCCUUCUUUCACUCUGUACUCUUUUCUUCCAUCACCAUCAAUGUUCUCUUUCUGAUUCCACAUCCAGCGGUCCUGAUUUAUUAUUACCCCGCUAACUUGGGUUCAAUAUACAUCAUUCUUGAGAGAACAGUGAAAAUUGCAAAUGGGGUCUCUCUCUUUUUCUCUGUUUGUGACCAUUGCAGCAGCUUCGGGAUUGUUAUUCGGAGCAGAAUCAAAGACAUAUUGGGGAGAUGCUGAGGUUCUGAAGGAGCUGAAGAAUGGCCUGGACCCUCGUUCCGUGACUCCAGGUUCAUGCGUGAGCUCGUGGGAUUUCACGGUCGACCCAUGCGACAACCUUUUGGGCGAGAAAUUCACGUGCGGUUUCAGGUGCGACGUUGUCGUGUCGGGGCUGAGCCGAGUCACGGAACUCAGUCUCGACCAGGCGGGUUACUCCGGGUCACUUCCCUUCACUUUGAACCUUCCUUAUCUCGAAACACUCGAUGUCUCAAACAACAACUUCUCAGGCAACAUUCCUGAGUCUUUAUCAAACUUAACUCGUCUCCGUCGACUCGGUUUGUCGACGAACUCGUUCUCCGGCGAGAUACCCGAUUCCGUUGGGUCACUCUCCAACCUUGAAGAGCUAUACCUCGAUAACAACAACCUACAAGGAACAAUCCCAGCCAGUUUCAACGGCCUCGUGAGCUUGAAAAGACUCGAACUUCAAUCCAACAAGCUCAAUGGGCACCUUCCCGAAUUGGGUUCCCUCAUAAACCUUAAUUACCUCGACCUCAGCAACAAUGCAAUCACAGGAUCAUUACCAACUUCACUACCCGUUUCCUUAGUUCAGAUCUCAACGAGGAACAACAACUUAAGCGGUGCCUUAACAUCUGAAAGCUUCAAGAAUUUGAUGUACUUGGAGGUAGUGGAUUUCAGUUCCAACCAAUUCAGUGAUUCAGUUCCUUCUAUUCUGUUUGAGCUUCCAUCUCUGCAGCAAUUGACACUGUCCUUCAACCAAUUCUCAUGGAUCGAAGUGCCCUCUUACACCCAAAGCGAGCUCAUAGCGGUUGAUCUGAGCAACAACCAGCUUCAAGGGGUUUUGCCCACGUUUUUAGCACUGAUGCCAAAGCUUUCAUCUUUGUCCUUAGAGAACAACGAGUUCACUGGUCUGAUACCCAUUCAUUAUGCAUUGAAGACAGUUUUUCCCGAAAUUGGGAUCUCUCCAUUCGGUAGGCUUUUAUUGGGGGGCAAUUACUUGUUUGGAGGGAUACCCCGUCCUCUGUUAGUGCUCAAACCUGAUUCUGCAAAUGUGAGCUUAGUUGAUAACUGCUUGUAUAGGUGCCCUCAUAUUUUCUUUUUCUGCCAAGGUGGACAACAGAAGUCAUUGGCAGAAUGUAAGGGAUUUAGCCCUCUCAUCCCUUAGAUCAUCAUCAUCAUAAAUGGUUUGAUU